GUUGGUCGGCAGCACCGCUUCGCUCUUUCGGACAGGGUGCACAAUUCGCACGGGUGGGAACCGUCAGAAGGAGAGCGCCAGACUAUACAUACGUACAUAUCCACGGACUGCAAUAAAGACUUCAGCGAGAGGGAAGGUCUUCUCUUUCUGGCCUACACAAGUAUGACCUGAUAAGUGGUUUACUAUCUGGCGGAGGACUUUGAACGCUCACGAAUUGACAGGGAUGUUAGGAGGCGGCACAAUGGAACAAACGGUUCUGAGCACACUGAGUGGGUGUCUCUCCCAGGACUCCCACAUUCGGAAACUGGCAGAGCAGCAGCUGGAGGGUCUGGCUUCUCAGCACCCCGACUAUCCCAAGUGCUUGGCGAGCAUCGUGGUCACUCAAACGUACCCCUUUGCUGAAAGGCAGCUAUCAGCUGUGACGUUGAGGAAGUAUGUUGGCGAUAGGUGGACCGGCAAAGUGGAGCAGGGGAUCCUGGGAGUGACCACGAGAGACAUUCCCGAAGAGGUCAAAUCCAGUGUUAGGAAUCUGAUGAUCAGGGGCAUUGCGGACCCCACCAAGCAGAUACGUGUCAUUAGCGCAUACGUAGUAGCGCAGAUUGCGCAUUUCGACUUCCCGGAAGCCUGGCCCAAUCUGUUCGACUACAUCAUCCCCGCGCUUCGAAGCGGCGAUGGCGAUCAGGUUCACGGUGCCAUGCGCGUGUUGGCCGAGUUCGUCCGAGAUGACUUGACGGAUACACACUUCCCGUACAUCGCGCCUGCACUUCUGCCCGAGCUUCACAGGAUCUUUGCGGACGUCAACACGCAUCCUCGGGAUAGAUCGCGGGCGUUGGCAGUAUUCCGGGAUUUCAGCGCGAUGAUCUAUACCGUGUCCGAAGAGCAUCCGAAUGUCAUAUCAUUAUAUCUGGAUCCCGUUAUACCGCGGUGGAUGGCAACUUUCAAGGAGAUCUUGUCUUUUGUGGAAACGCCCGCGGAGACCGUUCCCGUCAAACAUGAGAUCCUUCGGACAUUAUGUAAGCUGUUGAAGCAGUUCCCCAAGCUCAUGGCGACAUACAUCACGGAGUUCUUGGAACCCAUCUGGAAUCAUCUCGUGGCCCUACAACCCCAAUACGUGCGGGAGCGAGUCAACCCGGACGACGAUGUCAUCGAAACAGAGGAUGUGGAUAGCGAUGGCGAGAUCUUGGGAUUCGAGAGUUUACUGUACUCGCUGCUAGAGUUCAUGCAGAUUGUUGCAAAGAAGCGCCAUCUGCGGCAUUUCUUCUCUUCCGGCGUGAGCGGGGCGCGAGAGGCUGGGCAGCUACUACCGCAGUUGGUUGGCGUCUGCUUGACGUAUCUGCAGAUCACUGCUGAGCUGCAAGACACAUGGGUCAACGACAUGAAUCAGUAUAUCCAGGAUGACAGCGAUGAGGCGCUGACUUUCAAUAUCAGAAUCGCUGCAGAGGAGCUGUUGAUGUCUUUGGCCGAGUUCUACUCGCAAGAGACCCUUCAGGCCAUUUCGCACGUGGUUCAAGCAAAAUUACAAGAGUCGACUCAGGCCCGCGCAGCCGGCGAUGUGAAUUGGUGGAAAGUUCACGAGGCAUGUCUGCUAUCGGUCGGCAGGGUCAGCGACAUUUUCAUCGAUGGGCUGCAACAACAGAGCUUUGUCUUCGACAUGGAAGGUUUCUUCAACCAUGUUGUCCUUGCCGACAUGCGGUGCAACGAAUGCCCAUUCUUGCAGGGUCGAUCGCUAUGGCUGUCCAGCCGAUUUGCUGAGAUAUUAUCUGAUGAGACUGUGACACAGUACAUGACAGCAGCGGUGGAGGCAUUGGGCCCGAACGUUACGAAUCCUGCCGUCAAGAUCUCGGCCGUGAAGGCUCUCCAAAACUUCUGUGGAACUCUUGGACCACAGAGCCUGAUACCCUUCCAAGCGGCUAUGAUUCAAGGCAUCGUGGGUCUUACGGAAGCUGCUAGUGACGAAGUGCUUGCCCUUCUCCUCGAGACCUUGGAGAUGGUCAUCCAAGUCAACAAGGAGAUCACGGCGCAAUACGUUGACCCUCUCACGACAAUGGUCCUGCACGUCUGGAACCGAAAUGCUGAAGAUUACCACCUGUCGGAAGUUGUGGUCGAUCUGUUCUCGAUAUUGGCUUCCAACGAAAUGAUUGCGCCUCGCCUCCAAGAGCGGAUGAUCCCAGCUUUACGGGAUGUGCUGCAGGCGGAAAAUGUGCACAAUAUGCCGUCAGCCGUGGCGACGGCGCUCUCAUUGAUGACCGACCUGAUCAAGAACGCCCCGGAACCGUUCGCGCCAGAGUACAGGUCGUCGGUCUUCCCGCAAGUGAUCAUGCUGCUACACACUGUGACGGAAGACCAGGCCGCGAUACUGCAGAAUGGCCAGGAUACGAUCCGGGCACUCGUACAAAGGGACUUUGCGGGAAUCGCCAAAUGGUCUCAUGAGGGACAUUCGGGGCUUGAUCUUAUUGUUGCGUUUAUUGCCAAACUAUGCCGCCCCAAUCAUAGCGAGAGCGCUGGAAUCUUUGUCGGCGACCUAAUAAAUGCACUCAUUCAGAAGGCUGGAAAUGAUAUUAUGCCGGUUCUGCCACAAAUCCUGGACGCUGUCUUGCAAAAGCUGGCUGUGUCAAAGACACCGUCGUUCAUUCAGCAACUGGUUCUCGUGUUCGCCAACCUAUUUAUUCAGCAAACGGCGGGCACGCUGGAUUUUCUGUCUUCUGUGAAUGUCUCUGGGAAGAGCGGGCUGGAAAUCGUUCUGACGGCGUGGGCAGAACAAUUCACCGACUUCCAAGGUUUCCUCACCAUCAAAUUGAGCGCGAUUGGUCUCACAAAAGUGUUUGAGACGCGGGAUCCACGUUUGAACAACAUAAUGGUCAAAGGAGACGAAAUCGUCACUUCUAAUAAAAUUGUCACUCGGUCCAUGAGUCAGAAAAAGCCACAACAGUUCUCCAUUAUCCCCUUUCCGGCGAAGGCGAUCAAGCUGAUCCUUGUGGAACUCCAACAUCAAUCGGACAGUCAAAUGGGCAAGCUUUCCACAAGAGGGAACUACCGAGAUGAAGAUGAUGGCGACGAGGAAGGCAGUUGGGACGAUGAGGAUGAGAGUGAAGAAUGGGAGGACGAUUUCAUUGGCGCCGAUCCUGUAAUGAAAGGGAUGAUGGGCGAUUUAGGCGCUGAUGAGUUAGAAAACCUGGGCAAAGACAACGCUGAAGCGUCAAAUGACCCCGUCUACAAGAUCGAUCUAAAGGCGUACCUAACGGAAUUCCUGCGGACUUGUGCGCAAACUGAUAUGAACUCCUUUUCUGCGCUCUGUGAGCAGUACCUCAACGGCAAAGAAAAGGAGUACGUUAGGGUUGUUCUGAGCGGUUGAUAUAGUGUGCAGCGG
Molecule: messenger RNA, 3367 nt
Organism: Fimicolochytrium jonesii
Lineage: Eukaryota; Fungi; Chytridiomycota; Chytridiomycetes; Spizellomycetales; Powellomycetaceae
Product: armadillo-type protein
Exons: 21
Coding region: 224-3352 (1042 amino acids)
Biological process (GO): protein import into nucleus
Cellular component (GO): nuclear envelope; cytosol
Molecular function (GO): small GTPase binding
Source: RefSeq, a predicted model, not a curated record